CCUCCGCUCACGCACCCACCCUUCACAAAACCCUAGCCCCCGGCAGCCGCAGCGGCGCGCACCCCACCUCCUCCUUGACAGCGGUGUCGUCGGCGACAGGCGGCAGGAUGGCUACCCCUACUGAGACCGCAGCCGCGGCCUCCUCGGCGCUCACGGUGAAGGAUGUCGCCCCCCACGACUUCAACAAGAAAUACGCCGCGCACCUCAAGCGCUCGGGCAAGAUGGAGCUUCCUGAGUGGGUUGAUAUUGUCAAGACUGCAAGGUUCAAGGAGCUUCCUCCCAAUGAUCCCGAUUGGUAUUACAUCAGAGCUGCUUCAAUUGCAAGGAAGAUCUACCUGAGGCAGGGUAUUGGGAUCGGUGGCUUCCAGAAGAUCUACGGUGGACGACAGAGGAAUGGCUCACGUCCCCCGCACUUCUGCAAGAGCAGUGGUGCUAUUUCCCGCAACAUCCUGCAGGAGUUGCAGAAGAUGGGGAUCAUUGACGUUGAUCCCAAGGGUGGAAGGAUCAUCACCUCCCAGGGAAGGCGUGAUCUUGACCAGGUUGCUGGAACAGUUGCUCCUGAAAUCUGAUCAAUGGAAACUAUCUUAAUGUUUGGUAGUAGAAUUUGGCUACAGUUUUGAAUCCAGAUACCCAUGUGUUUGUUCCUGAAAGAUGUUAACGUGGGAUGUGUCCAAUUAUGUUGGGAUGAGAUAUUUUCGGAGCUUCUAGGUUAACCGCCAGACCAUCUAUGUUUGUGAACCCUUGUAUUGGAGUCUCUUGGCGUAUGCAAGUCUUUUAUUUUGUGGGUAUAUUAUGCAAUUCUUUGGUCAUGAAUGUGGAUUGGUUGCAUUUUUUCAAUUAUUGAAGUUUUUGUA
This is a messenger RNA of Brachypodium distachyon (stiff brome), 854 nucleotides long. Its product is annotated as 40S ribosomal protein S19. Lineage: Eukaryota; Viridiplantae; Streptophyta; Magnoliopsida; Poales; Poaceae. The transcript has 4 exons. Bases 108 to 569 code for a protein of 153 amino acids. Gene Ontology annotation, biological process: translation; ribosomal small subunit assembly. Gene Ontology annotation, cellular component: cytosolic small ribosomal subunit; ribosome. Gene Ontology annotation, molecular function: structural constituent of ribosome; RNA binding. The record is from RefSeq and is a predicted model, not a curated record.